AUGCCUGGCUUCACUAACGUGAUGCAAGACUUCAAGCAAUGUCCGUACUGCAACAGAAACUUCAGCCCUUCGGCCGCUGACCGGCACAUAGAGUUCUGCAAGGAGCAGUCGGCCCGCAAGACUGCAGCGGCGAAGGCAGGGGAGAAUGACCGUGCCAAGCUGCAGGAUAGGAGAACUAAGGUAGCAGCAGGGGUAUCAGGCACCAAAGCUUCAACCGAAAACGACGACGACGACGACGACGAAAUCUUCGACGGUCGCGUCGUCGAAAAACGUUUCGAUAUGAGGACGCAGCGCUCCAAUCUGACAAAGCACAAUGCAGCUCCUGCCAGCAGACCCGCUGUCAACGGCGCGCCGAAGCCUCCAGUUGCAGCGCCCCCUAGCCGGACGCAGUCGAAACUCCCGGCAAAGACCGCCACAAAAAACGUCGCCGCUAAACAGUCGAACGGCAGCAGGCAGCAAGCGGCGGCGAGCAAAAUUCCCUCGUCGUCGUCGACGCCCGAUUUUAAAAGCGCCGCGUUGCGAACGCUCUCGCCGGCGGUCGGUGCCGACGUCGAUGACCCCACGUGCGGGGCGCGCGAGAUGUCCUUCACUAGGACGCCCUCGGAGCAGGCGCUCUACCACCCGCGCAAGUCCGACGACGGGGGAUACGAGAGCGGAGCCUACUACUCAGCCGUGUCGCCGAGCAGGUAG
This is a messenger RNA of Priapulus caudatus, 690 nucleotides long. Its product is annotated as zinc finger C2HC domain-containing protein CBG14627-like. Lineage: Eukaryota; Metazoa; Priapulida; Priapulimorpha; Priapulimorphida; Priapulidae. The record is from RefSeq and is a predicted model, not a curated record. The transcript is spliced from 5 exons. The coding region runs from base 1 to 690 and encodes 229 amino acids.